Molecule: messenger RNA, 1332 nt
Organism: Conger conger (European conger)
Lineage: Eukaryota; Metazoa; Chordata; Actinopteri; Anguilliformes; Congridae
Product: alcohol dehydrogenase class-3-like
Exons: 9
Coding region: 20-1162 (380 amino acids)
Biological process (GO): formaldehyde catabolic process
Cellular component (GO): cytosol
Molecular function (GO): zinc ion binding; S-(hydroxymethyl)glutathione dehydrogenase [NAD(P)+] activity
Source: RefSeq, a predicted model, not a curated record
ACUUGUACAGAGAGACGACAUGGGGACUGAAGGCAAGGUUAUUAAGUGUAAGGCGGCGGUGGCUUGGGAGCCACGGAAGCCUCUUUCACUCGAAGAGGUGGAGGUGGCCCCUCCCAAAGCCCAUGAGGUCCGCAUUAAGAUUGUGGCCACUGGGGUGUGUCACAGUGACUUAGCAGUCCUGAGAGAAACACCACUCCCACAAGGUGGAAUGCACACCUUCCCGAUCCUCCUGGGACAUGAGGCAGCUGGCAUAGUGGAAAGCAUCGGCCCCGGGGUCACCAAAUUCUCCAAAGGAGACGCGGUCAUCCCUCUUUUUGUGGCUCAGUGUGGGGAGUGUGAAUACUGCCUGUCUCCAAAAACAAACAUGUGCAAGACACACUGGGAGGAAUUCCUGAAGGGGGUACUUUUGGAUGGGACCAGCCGGAUCACCUGUCAGGGGAAGGAGAUUUAUCAGUUCUCUGCCUUGGGUACUUUCUCAGAGUACACUGUUGUCCCAGAAAUCUCACUGACCAAAAUCCGGAAGGACGCCCCCCUGGACAAAGUCUGCCUGUUGGGGUGUGGGAUCUCCACGGGAUACGGGGCCGCCAUCAACUCUGCCAAGGUGGAGCCUGGGUCCACGUGCGCGGUGUUCGGUUUGGGGGCCAUUGGUUUGGCGGCAGUGAUGGGGUGUAAAGCAGCCGGGGCAUCCAGGAUCUUUGCUGUGGACAUCAACAAGGACAAGUUCCCCAAGGCCGAACUGUUGGGGGCGACUGACUUUGUCAACCCCAAGGACCACGACAAGCCCAUCAGCCAGGUGCUGGCAGAGAUGACCAAUGGAGGGGUGGACUUCGCCUUGGAGUGUGUCGGCAGCGUGGAAGUGAUGAGAGCUGCUCUGGAGUCGUGUUGUAAUGCCUGGGGGACCUGUGUGAUCGUGGGGUACGUUCAGGAGAAAGACAUGACCUUGGCACCCUUAAGCCUCCUGCUGGGCCGUACACUGAAGGGAACUUUCUUUGGGGGAUGGAAGAGUGUGGAGAGUGUGCCCAAGCUGGUCGAUGACUACAUGAACAAGAAGCUCAAGGUGGACGAGUUUGUGACCCACAACCUUCCCCUGGAAAAGAUUAAUGAGGGUUUUGACCUCAUGACAAGUGGGAAAAGCAUUCGAACGGUCAUCAAAAUGGCCUAAAAGAGGCAGGCUGGAGGUUGAGCACAGAGACAUGGCUCCCACUACCCUCCCCCACGCCACACCCUGAUGGCUCUGACCUGUAUGAGAUGUAAUGUAAUGUAAUGAGAUGCAUAAAAUCAAAUGGCAGUUCUGAUGAUUAUGGCAACCUUUAAAUGGAUAAUUAUGGAAAA